AUGCCAGACGCACGACGAAUAGAGAGGGAAAUCCGUCAAGUGCAGUCGGACAAAACUGCCAAUGUAUAUGUGCAAGUUGUCGGAGACAAUCUAUGUCGCCUUAAAGGAAUGAUUGCAGGGCCGCAGGGUAGCCCAUACGAAGGUGGACAGUUUCUUGUGGACAUAGAGUUACCAGACGACUAUCCUUUCAAGCCCCCAAAAAUGAGAUUUGAGACACCAGUCUACCAUCCAAACAUCUCUUCGCAAACAGGCGCUAUAUGCUUGGACAUUUUGAAAGAUGAAUGGAGUCCUGUCCUGACCUUGAAAACUGUGCUAAUAUCCCUGCAGUCGCUGCUUUGCGAUCCAGCACCGGACAAUCCGCAGGACGCGGAGGUUGCGAAACACUACCUGUCGGCACGAGCGGACUUUGAGAAGACUGCAAGGGAAUGGACCCAGAUACAUGCUAUUGGGGGUUCUUCCGUCGAUCAGAUUGGGAAAACGGUGGGCGUAGACGAGGUGGGGCUGGACCAAGGGUCAAUCUCAAGAGUAUGUGAAAUGGGGUUUGAGCGAGGAUUGGUUGUUAAAGCCUUACGACAAUUUGAAGGCGAUGAAGGACAGGCGGUGGAGGCAAUCUUGUCUGGUACAAUCUCAUAG
Molecule: messenger RNA, 633 nt
Organism: Spizellomyces punctatus DAOM BR117
Lineage: Eukaryota; Fungi; Chytridiomycota; Chytridiomycetes; Spizellomycetales; Spizellomycetaceae
Exons: 6
Coding region: 1-633 (210 amino acids)
Biological process (GO): proteasome-mediated ubiquitin-dependent protein catabolic process; protein polyubiquitination
Cellular component (GO): nucleus
Molecular function (GO): protein binding; ubiquitin conjugating enzyme activity
Source: RefSeq, a predicted model, not a curated record